Colletotrichum truncatum is the source of this 1602-nucleotide messenger RNA. RefSeq lists its product as uncharacterized. Lineage: Eukaryota; Fungi; Ascomycota; Sordariomycetes; Glomerellales; Glomerellaceae. The record is from RefSeq and is a predicted model, not a curated record.
AUGGCUGCCAUGUCCGCUGCUGCAGUAGCGACAGCCAACACCAUCACGCCGCCCAGUAGCAGCCAUGGUACUGGGAACCUAAACUCCUGGGAUAACACUGAGAAUUCCCAUGAUAAGAACUCCGUCGGCAAACCCCUGUCCCAGAAUGGUAACUCUGGGAGUCUCUACGAGUAUGGCUUCGAGCCCCUGCCGCCCCCGCGGAAGAAGGCUUCGAACGAUAACUUGUCCCUCUCCAAAAAGAGGAACCGCCGCGACACCGAUACAUCGGCGAAGUUGGGACUGAACAACGCUGAUGAUGUCUUUGGGGGAAAGAAUGGAGUCGCCGAGAAACGAUCCACAGGUGACCUUCAGAACGGCCUUGUCGAAGACUCUAAAUGGAUUCACCGUGACAAGCUGGCUCGGAUCGAGAGCGAGGAGCUCCAGGCCGCCGGUAUCAUUUUGCCAAGGCCGCGUGCGAGCAGCAGGCCGCGAAGGGGUCGAAGCGAGGAGAAGCUGAACGGGAGCACCAAGAGGACCACGUCCGCUGCUGCCGAUGACGAGAUGCCUCGCCCGCGGUCCAGGAAGACCUCGUCCGUUUCCCCCGAGAACAGGACCCCUCUGGAAAAGAUGCCAGACCUUGAGGCCUCCGCUUGGGACCUGCGACGGCCCGAGGAGAUUGCUACGGAGGGUGACGGAAACUACUGGAUGUCCAAUGGUGAGAAGAAGGGUGGCUCCAAGAUUCCCGUUGCAAAAGCCAGCCCAGCCCCCAUUCCCGAGUACUACAUUGAGAGAAACGCACCCUCGGCACGUAGGCAGAGUGGCGGCACCAACGAACUUGAGACGAUUGCGUAUCCCAAACCGCGCCCUAGGAGCGGCAGCGCAAAUACUCUUGGUGCCACGCCAAGCUUGCAACCUGCGAAGCGCAGCGUCACCGAUACCUCUCCUCGAAAACCUAGCACCACCUCGACCACGGCUACGAGCAGGAAGACUUCGACCCAAGCCAAGCCCACUGGCAAACCAAGAACCAGGGGCGGCAAGGAUUCUACGAGCAGCAUCACGGCGCGCCCGACAACCAGAUCUGGAGACCUAUCCCCCGGCAACAAGAAGCCAGAGGGCGACCCGCCAUGGAUGGUGGGAACGUACAAGCCUGACCCCCGCCUUCCGCCCGAACAGCAACUCCUCCCGACGGUAGCAAGACGACUACAGCAAGAGCAAUGGGAACGGGAGGGCAAGUUUGGUAGCAUCUACGACAAAGAGUUCCGUCCUCUGACUGCCGAAGGUCUGUUGAAGCCUCCCGAGGCUGGACCAAGCACUGGAUCGCCAGAAGAAGAGAAGCAGGAGCACGAUGAAUGGCCUCUCAAGGGUAACGAGGCCCCCAAGAGCCCCACGUCCCCGAGUAUCAAGCAGAACGCAUCUUACUCGACCAUGCCCAAGCUUUCAGACAAGCCACAGUCCAGUCCACUGCCAAGCCCCCGCAGCCCUCGAAGCCCGAUGAUGCCUACCCAGCCGCCCGCCCAGGCGCAAACCAUCACCCGUGUGCCCGACGAACCCUCGGCGGCCAACAUGUCCAUGGGCGGCGAGAAGAAGAAGAGCGGAGGCUGCGGCUGCUGCAUCGUCAUGUAA